GCUACAGAGGUGUACCUCUCUCAAGCAGAAACACACACUAGUAGCGAAGAAGCCUAGUAGUCAUUCCAGUACUCGUCAUGGCUUCCUCCAUGAUCUCAAGUGCCGCCGUUACCUCAGUCAACCGCGCCGCCCCGGCUCAGUCCAGCAUGGUGGCGCCCUUCACCGGCCUCAAGUCCUCCUCCGCUUUCCUGCCAUCCCGCAAGCUCGACACCGACAUUACCACUCUCGCCAGCAACGGCGGAAGAGUCCAGUGCAUGAAGGUGUGGCCUCCACGAGGACUGAAGAAGUUCGAGACCCUGUCUUACCUUCCUCCCCUAACCAGUGCACAAUUGGCUAAGGAAGUGGACUACCUUCUUCGCUCGGGAUGGAUUCCCUGCUUGGAAUUCUCCAUUGAGGGAGGAUUCGUGUACCGUGAGAACCACAGGUCUCCAGGAUACUACGACGGGCGGUAUUGGACAAUGUGGAAGCUGCCUAUGUAUGGAUGCACGGACUCGGUGCAGGUGUUGAAGGAGGUGGAAGAAUGCAAGAAGCAGUACGAGGAUGCCUUCAUUCGCAUCAUCGGGUUCGACAACAAGCGCCAGGUGCAGUGCAUCAGUUUCAUCGCCUACAAGCCCGCGCGCGCGGGCCUCUAAAUUAAUUCUUCAACAUCAUCAAGCUGUGUUUUUGUUUUUUUUUGAUGAUUCGCCUUUAAGAUUUAGCUCUUUGUCGAUGCUGUUUUUUCUUUUUCUUUUUUCUGUCAAUCGGAUCUCCAACGGAACAACAAGGUAUUAGAGGUAACAAAUUACUACGGAGCGUAUGUUUUGUUGGUGAUGAACUGAUGAUGCACUGAGAGGUCUCUGGUCUGUGGCCCUUCAUGUGUUUGUCCUAUAUUUUUUAAUAAUCAGUAUGAUGGUUGUUGCCUCGUGCUAGCUAA
This is a messenger RNA of Diospyros lotus (date-plum), 913 nucleotides long. Its product is annotated as ribulose bisphosphate carboxylase small subunit, chloroplastic-like. The coding region runs from base 78 to 632 and encodes 184 amino acids. Lineage: Eukaryota; Viridiplantae; Streptophyta; Magnoliopsida; Ericales; Ebenaceae. The transcript is spliced from 3 exons. The record is from RefSeq and is a predicted model, not a curated record.